Leptosomus discolor (cuckoo roller) is the source of this 561-nucleotide messenger RNA. NCBI's taxonomy places the organism in Eukaryota, Metazoa, Chordata, Aves, Leptosomiformes, Leptosomidae. The record is from RefSeq and is a predicted model, not a curated record.
AUGGCUCGUCGGUUCCUCCACCAUCUGGAGGAGGAAAUUGUUAUCAAUAUAUUUUCCAAUUUAUCCCUGAAUGAGCGUUGCCUUUCAGCGUCAUUAGUCUGUAAAUAUUGGCGUGACCUCUGUUUAGAUUUUCAGUUUUGGAAGCAAUUGGAUCUCAGUAGUCGUCAACAGGUCACUGAUGAGCUGUUGGAAAAGAUAGCAUCAAGAAGCCAGAAUAUUACCGAAAUAAAUAUUUCUGAUUGUCGCAAUGUAUCUGAUACAGGAGUAUGCAUAUUAGCAAUUAAAUGUCCUGGACUCCUAAGGUAUACUGCCUACAGGUGUAAACAGCUUUCUGACACCUCCAUUAUGGCAGUUGCCUCUCAGUGUCCUCUUCUUCAGAAAGUGCACGUAGGCAAUCAAGACAGACUCACUGAUGAAAGCCUAAAGCAGCUGGGUUCAAAAUGCAGAGAACUGAAAGACAUUCACUUUGGGCAAUGUUACAAGAUCUCAGAUGAAGGAAUGAUCAUUAUAGCUAAAGGCUGUCUGAAGUUGCAAAGAAUAUACAUGCAAGAAAACAAAUUA